This is a messenger RNA of Notechis scutatus (mainland tiger snake), 2045 nucleotides long. NCBI's taxonomy places the organism in Eukaryota, Metazoa, Chordata, Lepidosauria, Squamata, Elapidae. The record is from RefSeq and is a predicted model, not a curated record.
UCUCUGCAAGCUAUGAUAGACCCUGCAAUAUCCAGCACCUCUAGGAAGAGAAAAACACCCUUCGCUCAAGCUGGAAGAAACUGAAGAUGGUACCAGUUGUUGUUGCAGUGCUGGCGAUGGUGCGGUUGGCUGCAUCAGAGCUCUUGAGCGAUCCCAGCAAUUGUACUCCCCAAAAUUUGAUUUGCUACAAGCCCUGCUGUGAAGCAGCCUUCCUCUGUCUUAUGAACUGCUCCUGGGAGGCUGGAUGUAAAGAAGAUGUCAACCAUAUCCUCCACUUAAGGGAUCAAACAGAAGGGGAAAUACAACCAUUUGAGGCUGGAAACCAGACCCACUUUAUUUUUAACACUGACACAGUCUAUGCUCGAAGAAAUUUUACUGUCUGGGUAGAAAGCAUGCUGAGGGACGGUCCUUCUUGGAUCUCAAAGAAUCAUACACUAUUGAUCAAGGAAUCCAUUGCCACAUGUCACCUGGAAAAAAAUAUGCGUUAUGAAGUGCAAGUUCGAUAUCGAACGGAUCACUGGAGCAGCCACUGGAGCAGCUGGAGUGAAAUCCUCUUUGUUCCUUGUGAAAUCCUCAGAAGUCCCACAGUAAAUUAUACUGUGGGGUCCCUAGGAAAGGAAGGCGAGAGGAACGUAACUUUGCAAUGGGCGAGACCCUCCGUGGAGCAAGGGGUGGUGAACUAUACUCUGACUUUUGUCAUGCUGGCCUGCAAGCCGUGUUCUUUUGGAUUAGAAAAGUACAACAUCACUGUACAUAACACAACUUCGUACCACACUUCUCUUUCUGCAGCUGAAUAUAACAUUUCGCUGGUAGCAAUUAACCACGCAGGGCGUUCUCCAGCUUAUUCCUUUAAGUUGCCACCAGAACAAAAUGCAGGUCCCAGUUUUCUGAAUGUCAGUCUGUCUGGAAGGCAUUACACUCUGGAGUGGAAAGUGGAUGAGGCUCACUUUUGCUUUGAAGCUGAGCCUCUUGGAGAAACCUUGCCUAAGAAAGACUGCAUGAAACCUGAUGCUACUUACCUGCUUACAGGGGAAAUGGAAUCCAACAGGUGUUAUCGCUUUGCAGUAUACAAAUAUGUUAUAAAGUGGAAAACGGUUGGAUAUAGUUAUCUUUUCCAUAGAAAUGCUUCUCUUGAAGAUGCCAUCCGUAUAAAUGUGACUAACCAAACUGCGAAUUCGGCUGUCAUCCAGUGGAAGCCUCCCAGAGCCCUCUCUGAUUGCCCAGGUGUACUGAAGAAAUAUAUCGUAUGUUGUCAAAAGGAGCAAUACGGUAACCUAACAUAUUAUGACGUCAACGUGUCACAAACAUGGUAUACAAUCCAGAACUUACAGCCUGAUACGGUCUACCUUGUUGGCAUCUGGGUCUCUACAGCAAAUAGCAAAGACAACUGCAAAGCUUUUUAUCGAUUUCUAACCAAAGCUCCAGAGUCCAAGCCGCUACCUCUGGUGCUUAGCUUUCUAUUUAUGGGGUUUUUUGGAGGCAUCCUUGUUGUCAUCAUCAUCUUCUACCUUGGCAAAAAAAGAAUGAAGAAAUCUCUGUUCCCAGCAUUGCCAGAUCCUGCGAAUACAGAAGCUGUGAAGUUCCACACCACAGCAAAAACGGGCCAGGCCCAGGUAAAGUUGAAUUUUAUGGAACCAAUGGAAGUAAACAGCACCAUGGAACCAUUGGUUGUAGAACCUUCAUCUGACAAAGAGGAGCCAGUUACUGAUACAACAAUGAACUUCUUGGGAUUUGUCAAAGGAACAGAAGAGGAACAUUCUCCCAAGGAGGACGAGGUGGUCUGUGAUGAAAUCCUACUUUCUGAAUAUGAGGGGCAAAGAUUUCUGAGUCCUGUGGAAGAAUCUGAAGAUUUUAUAGGUGUCUCUCAUGAAGAAAACACUUGUGAUGGUCCCCACCUCUUACUGAACAAUACUGAAGCUAGAGACCAAAAUGGCAUAUGCAUGUCCCAGGUUCCACUCUCCUUCAAACUGUUUGAUAAACUGGUGGUGAUUAAGAAUGUAGGUGAAGGCUUUGACAUUCCAUGCAGUGAUGGUACUUCAACCUAG